UGGCUGGCCCACAAGUCCACGACGAAUCUAGGCCCUGUCUCUGCUGUGCCUUUGAACAAUGAUCAAACGGUACCAUUCAUCAAUUCUUGCCUCGAUGAUUGGUCUUUAAUCAGACGGCCCUGGCGAAUAGUAGUACGCGUCCGAGGCUUCGAGGUUCGGCCGCACUCCUGGUCGGAGACCCACUCAACCACCCUUCAACACAUUAUGCGGCUGGCCAAUGACCGUACAGAAGUGCCCUUUUCAACCUCACCUCAUCCAAGGCGCUACUCGGACACAUGCCAUCCAUAGGCUCUCGUCGCUUCCAGUCCUGUGAACAUCUCUUGGGGUUCCAUGUCCUCCUCAUCCCCAUUGUCUCACCAUCCUCGGGGCGCCAUCACACUUAUCAUUCAAAUCCCGUCUCUCUGGGUCCUGCGAUUUCCCAAUCAGCAUGGGAGACUUAUACGUCGAGCUCGAUCCCCAGACGGGUGUCAAGGACCGUCGACCGCGUGUGGAAGGCAUCCACAGCAUCAUGUCCAUACCAGGGACUCACUCAGGGGCAAGUGCCCGCCCCUAAAGGCGCAGGUUUGGCGGCUUCUUCCUUGGCCGGGAAAAGGGGGGGGGGGGGUAUCCUGGCGACGGCAACGAGGAGUCGACGACACCCUCAAAGACGGAGCCGUAGGCCAGUGUGCGCGACCAUCGGCAGCAGCACGCGCCUGUUUCACUUGUUCUGUGCUGACGCUGGAAACUUGAUAUAUGACGGUCAUCUGUUUCUCUCCAUGGCCCUUUGAGACAUGCACCGCGCGUCCAUUUGUGCGUGCAUGUACCUGUAUAGACCAUGAGCAGACGCGUGCAGUCAUGUGGUAUCAAAAGCUGUCCUCGGCUCGACACGCCUCAAAGACCGUGGUAAUUUC
Messenger RNA from Emericellopsis atlantica, 890 nucleotides. RefSeq lists its product as uncharacterized. The transcript has a single exon. The record is from RefSeq and is a predicted model, not a curated record. Lineage: Eukaryota; Fungi; Ascomycota; Sordariomycetes; Hypocreales; Bionectriaceae. Bases 276 to 767 code for a protein of 163 amino acids.